Molecule: messenger RNA, 1386 nt
Organism: Eleginops maclovinus (Patagonian blennie)
Lineage: Eukaryota; Metazoa; Chordata; Actinopteri; Perciformes; Eleginopidae
Product: G0/G1 switch protein 2-like
Exons: 2
Coding region: 127-477 (116 amino acids)
Source: RefSeq, a predicted model, not a curated record
CCAGUCAAGGCGUGUUCUGCCACAAACUGGAGCUCACGAGCGGGGUCAACCAGUCACUAGAACAAACACCAGACGUAAUCACAGUCUACAUAACCCUCAGCCCAACAUCGCCUCUCACCGUUGAAAAUGGGAAGCAUGCGGGAGUUGAUCCCCUUCGCUAGAGAGAUUCUGGCUCAGAGACCCAGCCGCGGUCUGCUGAAGGUCUACCUGCUGGGUUCAGUAUUUGCAGUGCUGGGGACAGUCUUUGGCCUGCUGGAAACAGUGUGUCACCCCUUUUCCUCGGGUGAGACCAUGGAUGCCGAGAUGGUACUCAUGUUGGCCCGGGAGCAGAGAACUAUUGAGGCUGAGAUGAGGGGACAAGAGGAGGAGGAUGAGGAGCUGGUGCAGGAAACUAGGGCUGCGACCCAAAGCAUGAACCUGGACCAGACCCACAGACUCAUCCAGCGCAGCAUGUCCAACCGGCUGCACGCUUCCUAAAGCAAAGGGGUCGGCCCUAAGGGACUCGAGAUAUUUAUUAAGAAACUGCUGCUGAGAGGUGCAUCACGUCAGAGGCUUUCUAUGCAAUGGUGUCUGAACGGCCUGCCAUUCUGUGCUGCUUAUUAUUGAUGCAUUCAAGUGCAGUGGAAAAUGUGUUUUAGUUUACCUUUAUGCAUUGGACACACAUGAGAUACCCCUGAAUGACAGCCUUCAUGGAACAUUCGAGACCUUUUGAUAGGCUCACCUAUAUCAUUCAUACAGCUGUUGGUUUUAGUGAAGUCCACUGAACUCAGUUAGGAAUCGUUAACAUAGGAAUUGUUAAAUGUAAUAAUACAAAAACAAACAAAAAAACAAGUAAACAAAUUUGUUAGAACAUAGACAGUAGUGUAGAGAUUUUAGAAACAGCACUAACAGACAUAUUCUGCAUAUUCCUAUCUGCAGUAUUCUUUGUGGUCUGCAGGUAGAUAUAAAGUAGUCAGGGUUACAAGAUAUGAAAACCCCAAAUGAGCUUUGAAAUAAAUAAAAAUCCCUCAUUAUGUGUCUCCCAUAAAACUCUAUGUCUGGUUUGCUCCUGGACAGCAACAGGCAAACAGAACUCUCUACAGGGUCCAUUUAUUUUCAUAUUUUAUUAUCAAAGGUAUCCUCCCUUGAGGUUGGAAUGGAACUAGGAAAGUGUGUGAAGGCCUCAUGGUGUUGAAAGACUUCCUGUUUGCUGUGAGCUGCUGUGUAGCGCUACCUGCUGGCUGGUGGAUGUAUGGGAUCUGCAAUGUCUGUUGUAAUGUUAUGCAACGUGUAAAUACUGUAAUAAAUAUAGAAUAGUUUUCAUACCAAUAUGUUACUAUGUAGAACAACAUAAUAAAAAAAGUCUGGACCGACUUCACUUUGGUUUUGACGUCAACACAUUGUAAA